Messenger RNA from Exaiptasia diaphana, 290 nucleotides. RefSeq lists its product as uncharacterized. Lineage: Eukaryota; Metazoa; Cnidaria; Anthozoa; Actiniaria; Aiptasiidae. The record is from RefSeq and is a predicted model, not a curated record.
GCAGCACUUUGUGCCUAAAAUCAUUGAAAUUCUUGCUGCUUAACUUGGCGUUGAAGACGUCAAGUGAAGAGAAAGCUAGAGCUUUUGAUAUCAAAGCUCGACAUAAACCAUGAAUAUUCAACUGAUUUUGUUGGUGAGCUUGGCUCUUGUUUCCAUUGCUUCAUCAAUGGUUAUUAUGAAACCUCGACCAGAUGAAAACGAUGAUUUAUUGAAGAAGUCGGUCGCAGUUGAAGAAGAUGCUCGUGUUCCAGAAAACUCUGAAGAAGCUGAUGAUGCGGAACCAGAGGAGG